AUGAUUACCCGAAGUCGAGCAAAGAGGCAAAGAGAGGCUGACGGCGCAGUUGGCGUAAACCUGAAACCUACUCCUGUCGAAUGCGAGACAGACGUUACUAUUAUGGCUUUCUUUCCCGUCGAAAAAAAAAGGAAAGCGAUGGGGAAAUCUGCCGAAAGAUUUAAAAAACUGAUGGAUGUUGAUGGAUCAACUGCGGAUGAAGUCAUUCGGAGCAGUCCGUUUACCUCUGUGCCACCUGAGGUUUUGUCCACCAACAGAACUAGUGCAACUAGCAAAAGUCUGCAAACUGUUCUACAACUGGCUUUGCUCACCCGAAUCAGUGACAACUCAAAACAUAUGGAAACAGAGCAGAUUGCUUCAUGUAAGAUUCCUCCAUUUGCCACCACCAGACGGGAUGGACGAGAGAUCUUAUGUGAGGCUGGUGCUGGCGAAUUGAGAGCCAAACAAGAACUAAGGGUACCUGUUGCAUUACUUCGCGUAUUACCGUACCAAGUAUCGCAAUUCUACAGUAGAUACAGUCGCACCGAAUUUUUUGUAAACUUUUUCUGGAAAGAAGAUGUAGAAGCAGCAAAGAGAGAAUUCGAAUCGCUUCCUUGGACACGCCGAGAGAGAUGGCUGUGUCAACGUAAGCUUGCCACGAAACGAAUAAUGGAAGACUCGGAGGCUCGAGAACACGAAGAAGCACACGAAAUGCGUUUGCGAGCAAAAGACAAGAGAGACAUUCAACUUCAACGAAUCCAAGAAGUAGAGCGAAGAGUCGCAAUAAUGACACAAGAACUCGAUGAACACGGUAGACCAUACUACGACAUGUCGAUUCUGGAGCAAUGUCCAUCUUACCAUCAGUCCAAGCGCAUAGUGAGGGUACUUACCGAACGAGCUUGGCAGUUGCUGAGGAAUAAGCUAAUCCGCGAGUAUCAAGAAGCACUAGAAGAAUGUCGUCGCAUCGAGCGGGUUGCACGAGCCGAUAAAGAACGACGCAUGGCUCAUCAUAACAAGGAAUUAUCCAACAUAGAGAGACAAAAGCAGAUACUAGAGUAUAUCACUGCCUUGGACUCGUUGGACGAAAUACUUGAAAAGGCAUACGCACAUGGGACGAUGGCCAACGCUGAAUUGAAUAUGAACAACUCGAGCGGUAAGCGUAUCGUUGGUACAUUUGACCUCGAUGCAAAUAACCAGUCAAAUCAAAGCCAUCCUACGCGGACUGAUCAACAGCCAGUCCAGCCAACGACAAAAAGGACACUUCAAUUAGGUAUUAGUAGUUUUUUGCUCGAAGCGGCCAAUCGGAUGGCAGCUGCCGAGGCUGAUGACAUGAACGCAAACAUCCGUUUCAAAAAUCGCAUUGGUAGCGAAUGCACGAUGGGAUCCGAUGAAAAGGGAGGAGCGCAUUACAAACCAUUGAUCCGCGAAGUUAUGGAGAAAUGUGAAGUAGAGUCGUUGACGGUCGAUGAUCUAUUGGCUGAAAAUCGUGAUAACGAUUUUAUAUUCGUGUGUGAUUAUUGUAGGAAUGGUAACCGAUUUACUUAUAGCGGGCUCGCAACUCACAUGCAGACUAGGCAUGGUGGAUUCGAUAAGGAUAUGGUUCGUUGGGAUAUUGAAGCAUAUAGGCAGGUUACUGGAUAUGCUGAAAGAGGGUUGCCAUUGACAUUGUCUACGUGGAGAGUCUUGGCCAAGCGCCAUUAUUGCAGAUUAUGUCCAGAGGCUGGGUACACGCCGUGA
Paraglomus brasilianum is the source of this 1716-nucleotide messenger RNA. Lineage: Eukaryota; Fungi; Glomeromycota; Glomeromycetes; Paraglomerales; Paraglomeraceae. The record is from the annotation of a GenBank genome assembly.